Molecule: messenger RNA, 3297 nt
Organism: Brienomyrus brachyistius
Lineage: Eukaryota; Metazoa; Chordata; Actinopteri; Osteoglossiformes; Mormyridae
Gene: amd1
Product: adenosylmethionine decarboxylase 1
Exons: 10
Coding region: 516-1316 (266 amino acids)
Biological process (GO): spermidine biosynthetic process; spermine biosynthetic process
Cellular component (GO): cytosol
Molecular function (GO): adenosylmethionine decarboxylase activity
Source: RefSeq, a predicted model, not a curated record
GCUCUUCCUUGCAACUCGGCUUUACACAGUAUGGCCGGCGAUAUUAGCUAGCGCUCGCUUUACGGUAUUCUCUGCAAAAGGGAAGACGGUAAACCUAAGAAAGCUAUACCUGGACUGCUAAAGGACUGUACUGAAAUAUUAACUUAACUAUCAAGGAAGGAUUAAUUAAGUUGAAAAUAAGCAACGUGUGAUUUCUGUUGUUGGUGUCUGUUGUCUCACGAUGGAAGAGAACGGUGCACACUUCUUCGAGGGGACCGAGAAGCUGUUGGAGGUGUGGUUCUCCCGAGAAGAUGAGACCAAAGGAACCGGGGACCUUCGUAUCAUCCCAAGAUUUCUUGCCGUGCACCACUAUGAUUCCCUUCGCUGUUAGGUGAAUUUGGAAUUAACAUGCUGGGUGAGAAUCUGCGGAUGGUCUCCGGUUUGAGUGGGACAAGCUGCUGGAGAAUGUGCAUUGUUUGAUCAUAAGUGUGACAAAAACUGACAAGCAGGAAGCUUAUAUACUCAGUGAGAGUAGCAUGUUUGUCUCCAAGAGACGUUUCAUUUUGAAGACAUGUGGAACUACCCUCUUACUGCAAGCACUGGUACCUCUGCUGGAACUCGCCAGAGAAUACUGCGGCUUUGACGCUAUCGAGAAUUUUUUUUAUUCCCGUAAGAACUUCAUGAAGCCGGCCCACCAGGAGUUCCCCCACAGGAACUUCCAGGAGGAAGUUGAGUUCCUUGGCCAGAUAUUCCCAAAUGGAGCAGCCUAUUGCAUGGGCCGUUUGAACACUGAUUGCUGGUACCUGUUUACUCUGGAUUUGCCAGAGUUAUGGGAGAACAAGCAUGCGGAUCAGACCCUUGAAGUUCUCAUGAGUGAUCUCGACCCAGCGAUUAUGGACCAGUUCUACAUGAAAGAUGGUGUUUCUGCAAAUGAUGUCACUCGUAUGAGUGGGAUUCGUGACCUGAUACCAGGUUCUGUGAUUGAUGCCACAAUGUUCAACCCCUGUGGCUAUUCAAUGAAUGGAAUGAAGAUUGAUGGAACUUACUGGACGAUCCACAUCACUCCAGAGCCCGAGUUUUCCUACGUUAGCUUCGAAACUAACCUCUCCCAGACCUCCUACGACGAUCUGAUUAGGAAAGUUGUCGAUGCCUUCAAGCCAGGGAAAUUCGUGACUACACUCUUUGUUAACCAGAGCUCCAAAUGUCGCAGCGUCUUUUCUUCUGCACAGAAACUUGAGGGAUACAAGCGCCUCGACCGCCAGUUGGCCCAAUUCAAUGAUUACAAUUUCGUCUUCACCAGUUAUGCUAAGAAUCGCCAGCAGCAGCAGCAGAGUUAAACAUGAAGAAGCGCAAAAAGAAAGCUGUCCGCUGGGGUCUCCUCCCCGGGGGGCGUCUUCUCCGAGUUGGAAUCACUCUGUCACUCUGCUGCCAUCGUUCCAAGUUAACAGGCCCUAGUUUAACUUCGAGUUUGAAUUGUAUGUAUUCUUGUAUCUAUGAUUUAGAUAUCUUGCAUGAAAGCUCUGUUCUCUGUUUAGAUAUGCUAGCCCACUCUUGCUGUAAAAUUGAAGUGCAUGUAGAGGAAUUAACCACGCACUGUUUAAAGUAUGCUUCGGGUGCUUCCUCACGUGCCCACCGUUGUGGCCCCUUCCUACAGGUCUCCCCCCGAAUCCCUCACAGACAGGGCUUCCGUGCCCACUAGGGGGGGGCCCUGGCAUGCUCAGAUGGGAACCCGCUCGCAUUGUGUGGUUACACUCCCAGCCAGCAGGCUUGCCCAUGAAUUUCACUUAUUCCAGCCUGCAUCCAAUCGGUGUCUCCAUGCCAACAGAAAGCACUUUAAGAGCACCUGCUCUGAUGGCUUGAGCCUCGCACUCCUGGGUGGUGGUUUUUUUUUUCUCUCUCUCUCUCUUCACCACAUGAUGGUGUGGCAUGGCUGGGCAGCUCGGCCGUGAGGUGAGGCCAAGGGAACAAUCCCAGCCGUAGGUGUCGCUCGAUGUCCCGAAACCAAUAACAUUGCAUCUAGACUUGACCUGCUGGUGUCAAGGCCAGUGGGUCUCCCAACGGGCCCAUUCCGUGGAUACAGGUACAAUAUGCCACUUGGGUAUAUAAUAUAAAAAGCACUUUAGUGUGGCAUACUUGAAGUUGCAGUUUGCUACACUUCCAGCUUUUAGCCCUCCAGUUUUUGUCAAGUGCGUGUCCUUCAUUAACACGUACAGCAUGGUCACCUGUCAAUGAAAUAAGCAGCUAGUACUUUCCCAGCAAGGUGUUAAUUGGCUUUGAUGGGCAUAGACCCAAACGGGGGAGCUCUAGCAAAUAGUAAUACCGAGCAGGGCUGCUAAUCCCGGCUCCUGGAACCCCCCCGUGGCACUUAGGCACAGCCCUCCUGAUACGUCUCAGGUCUUUGUACAAGCAUAGCUUCAGCAUGGCUGGCUCUGAUACUGACCUGGUGCUAAAUUAGGGCUGUGCCUAAGCUCGGUGGGGGAGUUAGGUUCCAGGAACAGGGGGGGGCAGCUCUGUUAUAUUUCAAGGCCAUCUAGUCAUUUGUUGACUUUGAAAUCUUUAUUGGGGGGUUGUAGCAUUCCUGCACAGUGUGGCCCCAGAAUGCUGGCUUUUCCUAGUAUGUUGUCUGACCUAAAAUGGACAUAAUGAAUCUGACCCUUUACCCCCCCCCCCCUCCCCUUUCCAGUUCUUGUGAAUGACAUGGGUUCUCCCAGAAAUGGGUAACCACACAAUGGAUGCUUACCAAUCUCAGCAUGCCAGGGUCGUCCCGGAUCAUUCCACACGACUACUGCAUAAACUGCCAUUAUGUUUUUUUUGUUUAUUUUUUUUUUUACACUGUACACAGACAUGCUUGCAGUGAAUCGGUCCAGAAUGUGACACUUGCAGUUUUUGGAGUAGCAUCAAUGCCCUUUGUUCAGUGGCAGAGGUCCUGUGACUCUAGUGCAUGUGACUUGUACUGUAUUGCUCGACAGUGUUGUGCGCUGCAGUUGUGUUCACUCUGUGUUUAAUGCGCUUCAUCCUUCCCUCAUUCUCAGCAGCUGUAAUUUAGUUGAAGCAUAGACAUCCUGGCUUUGACUGGGCAUGUGGUAACUGAAACCUGUUCCCAGGGAAGAGUCGGGGAGGAGGAGUCUGAUGUAAUUGAACGCAGCUUCUUCAGUUGGGAAAGUGAAAUCUAUGGGAAAACGCAGCUGUGAUGACUAGGCUGGCGUACGGAGCAACUACGGGGUGCGAGUCGUCGCGCUUCUCCAGGCAGAGCGCGCAGGUUGACUUGAGCACAGGAACAAGGGAACAUUUGCUUUUCUGAGCUGCUUUCGGCAGAUA